UCACAAAAUGGUUUUCGAACAAGACAAUAGCAACUACGCAAUUCUUGGUGCUACUCACAUUAGACCAAAAAAUUACCAAGAAGUUUACCAUCCUGUGCAACAAAAUUUAAAAAAUUAUAAAGAAAAAGAAAAUAGGACAUUAUUGAUGGGUCUCAUGCGUACCCAAGGAAUGCAUAUGCCUUUACGUUUAGCAAUGGAAAAAAAAGUUUUUGAAAGCGUUGGUCGUCUUCCAAUUUUAAAGUCAUCACAUUUGCAUAAAGAAGUAUUGAAUGAUACAUUAGAUACAAUUACUGAACUUGAUUAUCUUAACCCAUCAGAAUUUAAUGAAACCUUAGUUCCAUCAUUUGUAGUUAUGGAUAAAGAUUUAAAGUUUUAAUUGUAUAAUUUUUUUAAAUUAAUUAAAUAUAAUGUAUUGUCAUUUAAA
Molecule: messenger RNA, 424 nt
Organism: Daktulosphaira vitifoliae (grape phylloxera)
Lineage: Eukaryota; Metazoa; Arthropoda; Insecta; Hemiptera; Phylloxeridae
Exons: 4
Coding region: 8-376 (122 amino acids)
Biological process (GO): proteasome assembly
Cellular component (GO): cytoplasm; nucleus
Source: RefSeq, a predicted model, not a curated record